UGACGUAGCGAGCGAUCUAGUAGGGCACGUACUGAACGUCAAUGCGGUAGUGGAACGAAACGGAAGAACACAGGUUGGAAAGGGCUGUGGAUUUUUCAAUCCCGUUUACAAAACUGUCUCCAACCGGACCUCUACGAAUUUUAGGAAAGCCAGAGGCCGCUAUACAACAUGGGAAACGCAGAGAGCGGCUGCGGAGGUGGUAGUGGGGACGAGGAGGAUGUCGAAGCCGAAAGCCCCGGGUUCGCGGAAGGCAGUCCGGCCUCUGCGGCCACGGGCGUCGGCGUUGCUAACAGUGGAGGCUCUGGUUCUGGAAGGAGUGGAAGGGGAUCGAAUAACCCUCCAGUGCCGGGCUGCGGACCACCUACCCCAGGGGUGCUUUUAGAGCAAGUCAAACUGAGGGAGGCGGCGGCCCGCAUUAGCGACUCGGGGGUCGCCAUUCCUGAGUCGGUCCUGGCCGGGAAUGAGGGCGUCCUGGUGCGGUGGCUCGAGGAUCGGUUGAGCCGGGGAGAGGAGUCUGUAAAUGUGGAACAAUUUUGCGAGAUGCUCGAGAGCCGAGACGCUCCGCGAGAUGAGUGCGAAGAGGCCUUUGGUCAGUUUGACGCAGAGGGAGAUGGAGUGGUGGACGUCGAGAACAUGCUGAUGGCUCUGAAGAACUCCAACGGGGCCAAUCUACAGGGAGAGCUGAGUCACGUGAUCAGACAACUCCAGGCAUGCACCCUAACCCCAGGAUUUGUUGACAUAUUCUCCAAGUCCAAAGACAGGUUGGGAGCGCACGCCUCAAAGAUCCUGAAGUUCCUCCACAGGAACCGUAUUCCCAGUAGUGCCAUCCCUUUCCCUGUUCUAGAGGGAUACAACAGCAUUUGUACCAUGAGGUCUACUGUGGUGCAGGACUUCCUAGAGUUCCUCCUUCAGAAGGAGAAAGACUUAGACAUCCAGUACAGGGCAGAGUUGAACCGGGACCCAGAGGUGGAUAAAGUGAAGGUGGUCACACAGUGCUACAACUUCAUAGAAGCUUCGUCCAAUGCCACGGACAUCCACAAGAUGACCAACGGAGAGACUGUGACCUUCUGGCAGUCAGACGGCAGCGCCCGCUCACACUGGAUAAGGUUGAAGAUGAAGCCGGACGUGGUGCUGCGUCGCCUGGCCAUCGCAGUGGCAUCCAACGACCACAGCUACAUGCCCCAGCUGGUGUCGGUGGCCGUGGGCAAGAACCGGCGAUCGCUGCAGGAGAUCAAGGAUGUGCGCAUCCCCUCCAACGUCACAGGUUACGUGGCCCUGCUGGAGAACGCCAACAUCACUCACCCCUACAUCCAGAUCAACAUCAAGCGGUGCCUGAGUGAUGGUUGUGACACGCGGAUCCACGGGCUGAAGACCCUGGGCUACCAGAUCACCAAGAGUAAAGAGGUGUCUGUGUCUGAUGCCUCGGCUAUCUGGUACCUGUCACUGCUCACCUCCCUGGUCACAGCCUCAAUGGAGACCAACCCUGUCCUGGCACAGACUGUCCUACAGAGCACACAAAAAGCCUUAAAGCACAUGCCACCACUGUCCUUAACGCCGUCGUCCACCGAAUUCCCCAAGUUCUUCUCCAUGAACAUCCUCGAGGAGGUGGACGGGUUCCUGCUCAGAAUAGCAGAUUGCUGUGUGACCCCUGAUGCAGAACUGACCCUGUUGGCCUUUGCCCUGGCCCGGGGCAGUGUGGCUAAGAUCCUCCAAUCCCUGUCUGGUAUCAGUGAGCACCUGGAGGCAGAGUACAGAGCCUCGUCCCUCAUCUCCUCCAUGGCCUCAGUCAGACUGCGCCUGCUCUAUCGCAACGGGAAGACCCUUCAGUUGCACCUGCAGGCCUGUGAUGUGAAGGGCAAAGAAGAGAAGUCGGGACCAGAGAACAUGCUGACUGAAUCCGCCGCCACUGGAGACGGGUUUCUCACAGAAAGUGGUAAGAAGAGAGCUAGCGUGAUCCUGUCUACAGAAGACCAGAGCAACUUCCAGGUCACUCAGAUGAAGGUUAAAGUCCGUAAAGGUGCCAUUGGAGCAAAGUGUGGCCUGGUGUUUGCCUACAGUGAAGGAGACACCUUUGAUGCAGAAAAACACUUCAAGAGGUUUAAGAAGUAUGACUCCUGGAACUACAAGGACUACAAGGAGUUUGUGCAAGACAAUCUGAGGAUUCCACUGCAGGCGGAGGAUGAGCCCAUUGGCUGGUUUGAGCUGGAGGAUGACUGGAACGAUGUGGAGAUCAAACUGCAGACUUGUCGCGUUGCAAAGUUCCUGAUGGUGAAGUUCCUGUGUGCGCGGCAGGACAGUGCAGAGCGUCUGGGCGUCCAGUCCCUGUCCUUCAGUGGGUACCUGUGUCCCGGGGCCGAGAGGCUGGAUGAUCUGGACGACCUGAGCCCACAAGGAGAUGGCUCAGAGGGGGACAUGGUCACUGGACUCACCCUGCUCAAGAAGACCCUCUUCUUCAUCCAGCAGCUCACACGAGACAUGGUACCCACUGAUGUGUCCCUGUUCAAGCAGAAGUUUCUACUGGAUUUCAGUGGCCUCAACCUCAUCCUGUUCUGGAGCUUCUAUAACAAACUCCGGGAGAUUGAGGGAGAGGAGGUGAUGAAGAGCAGAGUGCUGGUUCUUCAGCUGCUCCAGAACUGUUUCGCCGUGCUGCCCAGCCCCAGCUCGCUGGAAUUCAGGGGCCUAGAGGAGAGCAGGGGGACUGAGGAUGGAGCAGUAACCUCAGCAUCAGCCUCCGCAUCCCCGUCCACAUCCAGCAGUAGCGAGCCAGACUCUGCCAGGGCAGUGUGGGAGCUCUACACCCACCUCUGUCAAAUUGUAGAUGGUCCGGAGGCUGAGGGGACAGUGGACAAAGCCCUGAGGAAGGAGGCAGUGAAAGCCGUUCUGAACGGAGCGGCCAUCUUCUUCCCAGACAAACAAAGCAGAAGAGACAAACUCUUCCACAUGAUGAAAAACAUCACAGAGGAGGAUCAGCCAGAGUCUGUGAAGUUGACGUUUGAAUCGCUUUGUAAUUACUUCAGUGACCAGGAUCCCAGUGGCCUUCUCCUGCUCCCUCCUAAAGGAGCUCCUUCAGACUUUGACAUCAGCCCCAUCCUCAGUGUCAUGGAGACCUUGCUGCUGGUGGCCACUCGGGAAUGUGAGGUGAUGAUGGUGGAUGUGAGUGGCGGGGCCAGCAGGAAGGUGCUACUGUCUCUGUUCUGGGCUCUGCAGGGCAGCCUGCUCUCCUGGUGUUACCUGCAACUCAAAGGAGGGGUUUCUGCAGCCCCCACCGCUGCAGACCUGGCCAGAGAUAUUCUCCUCAAAUAUGUGGAUCAGUUCCUGGGCAGCACUAAGACCGUGCUGGGAGACCUGCUGCAGAGAUACAGUGGAGCUGAAAUCACUGACAAACUCAAUGGAUCCAUCCUGGCCAUGGCCACCAGACAGAUGAUGAUCUUCUUGUUGGAGCUGUGUUUCCUGGACAUCCCUCACUGUAUUCUGCUCACCAGUUUCUCCUCUCUGGUUGUGCUGCUGAAAAACCUCUCCAGUGAAACGGCAGACAUCUUCUCUAAGGUGGACCUGGAGAGCUGCCAGCAGCCCCAGCAGCCGGUGGUCCUGAGGACCUGGAACAUGGAGUCUCCUCAUAACUACGAGAACAGCAGACACGAGACCACGAUCUUCGCCUGCCCCGGGGCCACUUCCUUCGAGGUGGAGUUUGACGAACGCAGUGAGACAGAGAAGAGAUACGACUACCUAGAGUUCACAGACGCCAGAGGAGGGAAGGUCCGCUACGACAUGAAGGUCGGGACUGAGAAAUGGCCAAAGAAGGUGACGUUUGAGGCUGGACCCCAGCUGCAGUUCCUGUUCCACUCAGACAGCAGCAACAACGAGUGGGGCUAUAAGUUCACAGUGACGGCCCACGGCCUGCCUGAUAUCACCGUGUCCUGGAUGUCAGACCUACAGCUCCUGGUGGCCCGACUCAUGGGCCGCUUGGCCUCCAGAACCAUGGCCCUCAAAUCACCCCACGAGAUCCGCAGUGUGAAGGAGCUUCCUGCUGGGAAGAUGGCCCACGUCCUGUCCUCUCCUCUGUGGAAGCCUGUCUUCAGACACGGACUCAUUGAAUCUCCCCAUGUCCACACAGAUGAGGUGAAGACAUGCCAGCCAGGUUGUUCUGAUUGUUUCAUGAGAUUCUGUGACGACUUUGGUCACUGGAACCCGACAGAGGAGCCACUAGACAGCAGGACUCAGUUGAUGAAAAGCCUCAUGCUGGCCUGCAAGAAGCAGCCAAUUAGGAACGAGAUAGUUGCGGGGUGGAAGGCUGACAUGGCGGUGAAUGCCAUCUUUGCAGCCAUGAUUUACCACACGCCAGCCCUCAACCAAGCUCUCAGGAUCUAUGUAGCCAGCCAGGGUGGUCAGGCGAGUCUGAGUGAAGACUUUGUGCAGGUUUUCUCACUGGCUGAGAGCAUCAAAACAUGGAUGUUGGAGAUGAAGCAGCGGUAUCUGGUGGGCAAAAUGAAUGUCUCUGAGGAGGAGAAGGAGGAGGGCCACUGUGAAGUAACCAUGGAUGGUCUCGCUGAGAUGGUCCUUGGGAAGGCCAAUCUUUUGUUGAGAUUCCCCCCCAGUGGUGCUUCUUCUCGCUUGGACACCGACUUCUCCAGGGUAGCAGAGGGCAGCGCUGUCCUCCUCCGCUCCACCUCCAUAUCAGAGGGGGACUUCCAGCCGAGCACCUCGUUGGGAACCCAGUCCUCCCAGGCAGCAGGCUCUGAGGUGGGGGGAUGUGAGGCAAGGUCUGGAGCUGUGGGCCCAGUGCCUGGACCAGGCUGCCCUCAUUCUUUCAGGGUCCAUCCCCAAGGUUCGACAGCUUCUGACCCAGGGCCGGGCCCAUCCAGCCAGGGCCUCCUGGGAUCCACAGAGAGCCUGUCUUACCAGCCAGGGGCAGCAGAGCCUGCCUCCCCCUCCACCUUCCCCCGGAAGGCUCCCUCCUUCAGCCGGGGACGCCUCCGCCUCCUCUCCUUGCGCUCCGUGGAAGAGCCUCGCUCUGUCCCCUCUAUCAAGGAACGCUACCCUCUCCUCAAACACAUCAUCAACUUCAUGAAGGACCAGACACUGACUACUGUCAGUGUCCGGCAGACGCUGUCCUUGAACAAGGCCCAGGCUCAGAGUGUGUGUAAGGUACUGGAGACGGUGCAGCAGUGUUUACUGUCCCUGGGGAAACCACACCUCUUCCAGGCCCCCUGCAUUCUGUUCCUACAGGAACUGCUGGCCUGCCAGAAAGACUUCACCAGUUAUUUCUCCCAGUUGUCUGGAAGUGGGCAGGAGCUGAGAGAGAAGGUGAGGAGGUCCUACCAUCGACUAGUCCUCAUGCUGGUGGAGGCAGUACAAGGCUUCAGCAGUCUCAACGAGAAGGUCCUGCUGCCUGCCCUUUCCUGUGUUCAGACAUGCCUGCUGCAUCUCCUGGACAUGAGCUGGGAGGUGCAGGACCUCCCCCUGUUCCUCCAGAUCAAACUACCUGACCUCCUCCUCACCAUGUCCCAGGAGAACAUCAGCGUGCACGACAUUGCCAUCAGUCAGUGGACGGAGGAGGACGAGAUAGCAGACUACAAGAAGAACCGGGACUGGAUGGACGAGUGUGUGGACGGGAUGUUUGAGAAGUGGUAUGACAAGAUUGACGAGGAGGGUUCCAUGGAGGACAGGAGAAAGAUGCACAUGUUCAUAGCUCGUUAUUGCGACCUGCUCAACGUGGUGAUCUCCUGUGAUGGCUGCGAGAGGAUGGCCCCCUGGCACCGGUACCGCUGUCUGCAGUGUAUGGACAUGGACCUGUGCAAGACCUGCUUCCUCAGUGGUGCCAAACCCGAGGGUCACGAGGACGACCAUGAGAUGGUGAACAUGGAGUAUGCGUGUGACCACUGCCAGGGCCUCAUUGUGGGCAGCAGGAUCAACUGUAAUGUCUGUGAAGACUUUGACCUCUGCUUCGGCUGCUACAAUGCCAAGAAAUACCCCGACAGUCACCUCCCGACCCAUCGGAUCACCGUCUGUCCCAUGGUGACCAUCAGGAUCAGUGACCGCCACCGUCUCAUCCAGCCCUACAUCCACAACUACUCCUGGCUGCUGUUUGCUGCCUUGGCCCUGUACACCUCAGACCUGAGCAGCGAGAGACAGCAGGAGGGGGAGCCUCUGGGGCCAGACACCCUGACCCAGGCCUCCGCCCUGCAGACACGCUGCUCACAGCUCAUUACCGAGUGCCUGCUCAAGGGACAGACUGGCAAAGGUCUGCGGUCCUCUGCCCUGCUGUCCCUGCUGGCCUCUAAUGAGUCAGAGAGUGAGCUGUGUCCUGAUUCACCCUCCCAGGAGCUCAGCAUCAACACCACCACAGAAGACACAUCCUCUCUGCCUGGCUCCACCACUGCUAUCUGCUCACCACUGCCCUCUAGGGACAAGAGUAAAGCCCAGGGGAAGGAGAAAGGGAAGGAGAAGGAGGUGCAGUCUCCCCCUGCUGCCCUGGAGGUGUGCUCCACAUCAGAGGGAGAAGGAGGACAGGAGAAGGGGAAGAAGAAGCUGGUGAAACAGGACACCCUAGACUCGUCCAGCCUCAGCCAGACCCCGUCUCUGUCCAGCGAGGGAACACUCUCUCCCGUGGUCAGAGCUCCAGAGUCGGUCUCAGAGACCAUCACCUCUCCAACGCCUGAGGACAUAGAAGAGAUGAGAGAGAUGAUGAAGGAGAGGGAUGAGAAGAUGGCCAAGGUGCCCAUCCAGGAGCAUGUGUUUGCAGAGUGCUCCAGAGAGAGGAUCCUGGGGCUGCUAGCUGCCAUGCUGCCUCCAGCCAAACCGGGCUCCACCCUUGCUCUGUCCAGCCUGAGCCCCAUCCUGCCCCAGCUCUUCAGGGUGGUCAUCUCCAAUGCCGGGUGUCUGAACGAGACCUACCACCUGACCCUUGGUCUCCUGGGGCAGCUGCUGUUGAGGAUACCACCCCUGGAGGCGGACGUGGCCGUCAGAGAGGCCCUAGCCGAUAAGUACGAGCUGCUCACCCCUGGAGAGGGGGCUGCCUCCGGGGCUGACACACAGGGCUGGAAGACCACACAGCUACUUUUCAGCCUGGGGGCUGUUUGUCUGGACAGUCGUAUAGGUCUGGACUGGGCGUGUUCGGUGGCUGAUAUCCUGCGGAGCCUGAACGCCUGUCCCCAGUGGAGUGUUGUCAUAGCAGCCUUCACUGACCACUGUGUCCGGCAACUACCACAAACGCUCAAACGCACCAACCUCUUCACCCUGCUGGUGCUAGUCGGCUUCCCUGAGGUGCUGUGUAUGGGCACCCAGUCAGUGUUCAUAGACAAUGCCAACGAGCAGCAUCAUAUGAUCCUACUCAAGCACUUCACCGAGAAGAACCACGCUGCUGUGGUGGAUGUCAAGACCCGCAAGAGAAAGACAGUGAAGGACUACCAGCUGAUCCAGCCGCAGGACUCCAGUGCUACAGGCUCCCACAGCCCAGGGACCCAGGUCCAGGGCGUAGGUCAGGGUCAGGGACCCCCCCAGGCCCAGCUAACCCGCUACCUCAGUAACUUCACCUCCAUCAUCAGCCACCUGCUGCAGAGCAGUCAGGACAGCAGCACCCCCGACGCUGUGGAGGCCUCCUGGGUCGUCUCACUGGCCCUCAAGGGCCUCUACAACACACUCAAGAAGCACGGCGUUGCUGAGGCCCAGGAGGCCAUCCAACAAUCCGGUCUGACCCAGCUCCUGGUGAGGAAGUGCAGUAAGGGGACAGGCUUCAGUAAGCUGUGGCUGCUCCGAGACCUGGAGAUCCUCUCCAUAAUGCUCUACUCCUCCAAGAGAGAGAUCCACAGCAUGGCCCAGGGCCAGGACGGGGAGAGGGAGGAGAAGGAGCAAGACAAGGAGCAUGACUCGGACCACUCUAGUUGUUGUGCCGACGACCCCGACCCCAACCGGCCUGACCCACUGGAGGGGCUCGACGAAGAGACUAAGAUUUGCUUCCAGAUUACCCAUGAUGCCUUAAACGCGCCCCUGCACAUCCUGCGGGCCAUGUACGAGCUGCAGAUGAAGAGAACAGACUCCUUCUUUCUGGAGGUGCAGAAGAGGUUUGAUGGAGACGUGAUCAAGACGGACGAGACGAUUAGGACGCUGGCUCAGAAGUGGCAGCCCACCAAGAGACCUCGCUCUGAGGAGAGGAGCACCAAGGCCGUGGACACUGACAUGAUCGUCGUGCCCUGUGUGUCCAAGCCCAGUCACUGUGAGAAGGCUACGGAGGAGACCACGGUGGUGACUCAGAAGCUGAUCACCAACACAGAGACUGACCUCCAGCUGAGCUACGCCAAGCAGCGCCGCACCAAGUCCUCCGCCCUGCUGCACAAGGAGCUGGACGCCCGCAGCAACCGCUCUGUCAGACAGUACCUAGUCAAGGUGAACCAGGCCAUCGCCACCCUGUAUGCCCGCCACGUGCUGGCGUCGCUGCUGGCUGACUGGCCCCAGGGGGCGCCACUGAGUGAGGAGGCUCUGGAGCUGAGCGGGGCAUCACACAUGGCCUACAUCCUGGACAUGCUGAUGCAGCUGGAGGAGCGACCACUCUGGGAGAGGAUUCUACAGAAAGUGCUGGUUGGCUGCAGCCAGAGCAUGCUGGGUAGUUUGUCUCUGACAGCGUGUCAGUUCAUGGAGGAGCCUGGCAUGGCCGUGCAAGUCCGGGAGUCCAAACACCCCUACGACAACAACACUAACUUUGAGGACAAGGUGCACAUCCCAGGGGCCAUCUACCUAUCUGUGAAGUUUGACUCCCGCUGUUACACUGAGGAGGGCUGUGAUGAACUUAUCAUGGGCAGCAGCUCUGACUUUCUCCAGGAUCUGCACAACUUCAGCGGCUCCCCACAGAAAUGGACUGACUUCGAGAUCCCUGGGGAUACUCUGCACUACAGGUUCAUCUCAGACAUGAGCAACACAGAGUGGGGAUACAAAUUCACUGUCACUGGGGGACACAGGGGCCGCUUCCAGACAGGUUUUGAGAUCCUAAAACAAAUGUUGGCUGAUGACCAAGUGCUUAGCCACCUCCCAUUGGCUGACAUCUGGGAGUGGCAGGUGGGCGUGGCCUGCCGCCAGACCGGGAACCAAAGACUGAAGGCCAUCCACCUGUUGCUCCGCCUCCUGCAGUGUCAAUCACAGAGGGGCUGUGAGCUGACCCUGCUGAGGCCUCUAUGGCAGCUGUUCAUGACCAUGGAGAGCGGUCUGAGUCAGGACCCCACCAGUAUCACUGUACUGCUGCCCCUACACAGAGCACUCACUGAGCUCUUCUUCAUCGCUGAAGCCAGGGCCAUGGAGGAAGGCAUUCUCCAGGAGUACCUAUUAGCCCUGACCACCAAUGAACAGCUCCUAGCCCGCACAGCACUGGCUCUGAAGAACAUCGCAGCCAUCAGUCUGGCUAUCAAUUAUCCCAAUAAAUCCACCAAGCUGCUCAAUACAUCCCCCUGAGAAUGGAGAGAGAGAGAGACGGAACAGUGGAGAGAGAGGAGGAGAAAAAGAAAGCUAGCGACUUGAAGGGGUGGAUAUCCUCACAUCCUGUCUCUGCCAGCUCUGAAAGAGGGAUGAAGGGGAUGGAGAGAAAGAAAGAAAUACCCUCUGAAUGUCUUCCUACAACAGCAGAACUGUAAAAGGGAUUCACUCCUUCCUUCCCUGCUUCUAUUCUCUCUCAAUCCCCAUUUCUAUCCUCUCUCAAUCCCCCUGUUUUCCCUCUCCAUCUCUUUAUACUAUUUUUACUGACUGGGGAGAAGGGGGGCUAACUCGACAACAACACAUCACUCUAUCACAAUCCUUUUGCCUUAGGUGAAUACAAUGUAUCAGCAUCGUGUGGGUUUCAAAGAAAGAAGAUAGCCUAGCCGUGUCUCUUUGUUUCAGAUUAAGAUGCUGCAGAAGCCCCUCUGCUAAAGCAAAUUAAGUGUGCCAAAUUUGUCACCUUUCUGUGGAGAAAUAUAAGUUUAUUUUCUGUUUAUUCUUUUUAUUUUUAAACAAAAGCCACCUUGGUUUUAGAAAAUCGGUCGCUCAUGGAGAAAGCGGGUCACCUUGCCUAGCUCCCCGAAUCCCUUUCUCUCUGUGGACAAUGUAGAGCAGAACUAAAAAUACAGCUACAGCCC
Messenger RNA from Oncorhynchus mykiss (rainbow trout), 10097 nucleotides. NCBI's taxonomy places the organism in Eukaryota, Metazoa, Chordata, Actinopteri, Salmoniformes, Salmonidae. The record is from RefSeq and is a predicted model, not a curated record.